This is a messenger RNA of Penicillium paradoxum, 1062 nucleotides long. It is a transcript of the gene pex20, whose product is annotated as protein pex20. The record is from RefSeq and is a predicted model, not a curated record. The coding region runs from base 1 to 1062 and encodes 353 amino acids. The transcript has 3 exons. Lineage: Eukaryota; Fungi; Ascomycota; Eurotiomycetes; Eurotiales; Aspergillaceae.
AUGGGUGAUGCUCUAUGCGGGCCGUCAAACGCCCUUCAGAACUUCCAGAAGCAUACAUCCGUCGAUCGGACGCUUCAGCAAGAUCGGUUGACUUCGCGUCAAUCGCCUGUUCAGGGUUUCCGAUCCCAGAACCCCCAAGAGGGAAUUCUUGACACGGAGUUCGCCGCAUUCGAAGGGAACCUUGCCGGUCCUGCGUUGCCUAAUUUACAACAUCCUGCUCAUUUUGGAGGGCCAGUACACCAUGCCGUGGCACAUCAUCCAGCCGCACAGCAGGCAGGCAACGCAGGCUGGGCGGCAGAUUUCCAGAACUUGCAGAUAUCUGGACCUUCGCACCCUGUAGCACAAGUCCAAAGACCAAAUAUUGCGCCGGCAAUGGCACAGGGCGGGUGGCAUACUGAAUUCAUGAACCAAAAUCGAGGGCCUAUGUCUCAGGCCCAGCAAACCCCGCAAAUGCAUGGUGCAUACCAACCAUCUUUCGCGCCGGGUUACCAGAUGUAUGGCAGUUCCAUGAAUCAGAUGCAGCCUUUGCAAGCUAUGCAACCUCAGCAACAAAACCACACCGAGCAAUUUGACGAAUCCGCCUUUGAAGCUGCGUUCGACCAGGCACGGGCAGAUAUGGAGUUACAAGGAACCGAUCUUGCUCAGAAAGAUACACAACAGAACUUACAGGAGACCCCUGAAGCUGAUGUAGUCGAGCCAGUUGUUCAGCCGGAGAUUCGACUCGGAUCAGACCUUAUUCCCCAAAGCGGGAAGCAGGACCCAGAAACACGGAGUCGGGAUGCAGAUGAACUGGCGCGCACAGCCGGACAGCUGCUCGACAGUGUACGCAAUGAUCAAACUCAAAAAUUCCAACAAAGCAACUUCUUGGCUUUGAUGCGCCGGAUUCGGGAUCGCGAGGUAGAAGUGGAAGGAGAGGAUUUCCGCGAAACGGCGCAAUCUCUUCACCCUGGGGGGCGAUACUACCCGGGCCACCCCCACACAAAUUACCCUGGUCCCGAUAUUCCGCCUAGCAGUAAGGAGACAUCCACCCUAUCGGCAGGCCCCGAUGCCCUGCAGUCAUGA